AUGGCCUCCGCAGCUUUGCUCCCACGCCUCUUGUUGCUAACCCUCGUCAUGUCGCUUGUUGCCGUCGCGGCGGGCGGCGACAACUCCACGGCCGCCUCCAAGUUCGCGCCGUCCAUGGCCGGCGUCGCGGCCAGCACGUCCUACGAGGACCCGUCUCUCCCGUCCACUGUCCGCUACACCUACUCCUUCCCCACGCGCCCCAGCCCUGGGCGCGUGUUCCUCCGCCUCUUCUUCUACCCGGCCGCCUACGGCGACCGCGGCGCUGGCGAAGCCUUCUUCGGCGUCAUGGCGGGCGGCGUCACGCUCCUGCACGACUUCAACGCGUCCCAGACCACGCUCGCGCUCGACCAAGCCUACCUGGUGCCCGAGUUCUCCCUGAACGUCAGCGGCAGCAUCGACGUCACCUUCGCCCCAUCCUCAUCCUCCGCCGGCUCCUCCAACGGCUACUACGCGUUCGUGAACGGCAUCGAGAUCGUGCCCAUGCUGGGCGACAUGGUCACGAAGCCCGUGCCGACGUUCGCCAAUGGCGGGCUCCCGGACCCCAUGCCGAUCCGCACCGACACGGCCUUCCAGACCAUGUACCGGUUCAACGUCGGUGUCACGGACGUGUCCCCAGGCGACGACUCUACGCUCCUUUACCGUUCGUGGGACGAUGACUCUGUUGGUUUUGGAACACGCAAAUCGCAGGCCUGUAUGCAAAUUGGCUAG
Miscanthus lutarioriparius is the source of this 708-nucleotide messenger RNA. The record is from the annotation of a GenBank genome assembly. Lineage: Eukaryota; Viridiplantae; Streptophyta; Magnoliopsida; Poales; Poaceae.